Messenger RNA from Caenorhabditis bovis, 1221 nucleotides. NCBI's taxonomy places the organism in Eukaryota, Metazoa, Nematoda, Chromadorea, Rhabditida, Rhabditidae. The record is from the annotation of a GenBank genome assembly.
AUGAGCUCACCGGGAGAACCUCCAGUACUCGGUGCUGGUCAGCCAUUGUCGACGCGAGUCAAAGGAUGGCUAUUUGGAGCUGGAAUGCUGAUUUCGUCGCUGUUUGGCGUUCUUUACAUCGCCUCACCUCUUGUCAUGCUCAUGUUCUUCGAUCCGCGCCUCUACCGAAAGAUGCUUGAUCGACUAGUGGGAGCUUGGGUGAUUUUCCCGGGUGCCUUAAUGCAAUACUUGUUUGGUGCCAAAGUUAGUGUAAAAGGGGAUAUGAUUGAUUACACCGAACCGGCAUUGAUCAUCAUGAAUCAUCGGACAAGGCUGGAUUGGCUUUUCUUCUGGAAUGCGCUCUUCAAAAUGGAUCCGUGGCUUUGCACUACUGAAAAAAUUACGCUGAAAGGGGUGCUGAAAUACGUGCCAGGAGCUGGAUGGGCAAUGCAGGCCGCUUGCUACAUAUUUCUGGAUCGCACAUUUUCAACCGACAAAAUCAAACUAGACAGCAUUUUGAAUUAUUUGUCGGAUAUCGGAUACCGUUAUCAGAUUCUUUUAUUCCCAGAAGGCACUGAUAAAUGUCCAAAAGCCACCGAACGUAGUCGAAUUCACGCCGAGAAGAAGUCGUUGGUUCAUUAUAAUUAUGUCCUUCACCCUCGAACCACCGGUUUUGUGCACAUUGUUCAAACAAUGAGGAAAACGAAUAAUAUCAAAUUCCUCUACGAUGUCACCAUUGGAUUUGGCGAUGCGAUAGUACAAUCGGAGGUUGAUCUCGUCGUUCAUGGAGUUUGCCCCAAGGAAGUUUUCUAUCAGAUUCGCAAAAUUCCGAUUGAAGAAAUCCCGGCGAAUGAUGAGGAUCUUGGAAAAUGGCUUGUGGAACUGUGGAGGCAAAAAGAGGAGAAGCUGAAGAAAUUCUACAACACGCCGCGAAAUCUGCGGCAAUUUGAAAACACGCCGAAUGGUCGUGAAUAUGAGCUCAAUGAGAAUUUGGAAAUGAUUCAAAAAAUGCUCGUCGGAAUUUGGCUCUUUGUAACUUGUUUUUGGGUUUACAUGUUCUUCGAGAGUCCGAUAAUGUUCUACUAUGCAAUUAUUAUGUGUGUUUUCUACGCGGCAGUGUAUAAAAUCUACGGUGGUCUUGAAUUUUUGGCAAUCAAAGUGUUCAAUCAGAAGCGGGAAUACAAGGCAUUGAAUCAGAGCAGCACGGGAACCGAGAAUCCGAAUUUGGUGACGAGCACAUGA